This is a messenger RNA of Triplophysa rosa, 1770 nucleotides long. RefSeq names its product regulation of nuclear pre-mRNA domain containing 1B (gene rprd1b). Gene Ontology annotation, biological process: mRNA 3'-end processing. NCBI's taxonomy places the organism in Eukaryota, Metazoa, Chordata, Actinopteri, Cypriniformes, Nemacheilidae. The coding region runs from base 424 to 1422 and encodes 332 amino acids. Gene Ontology annotation, molecular function: RNA polymerase II complex binding. The record is from RefSeq and is a predicted model, not a curated record. The transcript has 8 exons. Gene Ontology annotation, cellular component: RNA polymerase II, holoenzyme.
CAAACUCAUAGAGCCACUAAACUCUUCAUUUCCUUCUAUGACAGUUCUCAAAAGAACACACAUGACCCUAAAUCACGCUGUGCAGUGUGCACUACAGUGCUGUGCGGUGACUGCUGAGCACGUCGCGCGCUCUGCCGCUCUCUCCCGCGCGUCCCGAUGACGUCAUGCGGCGCGACGCUCGUUUGUUUAUCAGCCAUAACUUGCAGCAGAAUCGCAUCGUGUUCAUUUCACACAACCUGCACAAGUUUCGAGGAAUAAACGCGCGAGUUUAUAUCGCACCGACCCCGAUCUGUUGCUAUCUCGAGCUGCAGCGCGCUUCCGGUCAGCGGUGACAUCACAUCAGAGUGUUUCCGGCGUGUUUUGUGUUGUAGUGAGUUAAAUCCAGAUUAAGCGUCCGAAACUGCAGACAGGGGUUUGGGGGAGAUGUCGUCUUUCUCGGAGUCUGCUCUGGAGAAGAAGCUCUCAGAGUUGAGUAACUCGCAGCAGAGCGUUCAGACUCUCUCGCUGUGGAUCAUUCACCAUCGCAAACACUCCUCGCUCAUCGUGAAAGUGUGGCACAGAGAGCUGAAGAAGGCUAAGACCAGCAGGAAGUUGACGUUUCUCUAUCUGGCGAAUGACGUGAUUCAGAACAGUAAGAAAAAGGGCCCGGAGUUCACCAAAGACUUUGAAAGCGUGUUGGUUGAUGCCUAUUCACACGUGGCGAGCAGGGAUGGAGAUGACAACUGUAAAAGGUCCAUGGAGAGGCUGUUGAAUAUCUGGCAGGAGCGAAGCCUCUACCGUUCGGACUUCAUACAGCAGCUCAAAUUGGCCAUCGAGGAUUCGGACAGCCCUAAACACAAGCCUGCAGAUGGGAGGAAAAACUUAAAGAGAAGCUACCAGAAGAUCCAAGAGGAAGAGGAGGAGGAGGAAGAUGAUGAUUACAGGGCUCAGUAUUCUCCACAAGAGACUGAUGCUGCUGCUCCUCAGCUGACGGAGGAACUGGUGAAAGCCCUUCAGGAUCUGGAGAACGCUGCAUCCGGCGAUGCAGCCGUGAGACAGAAGAUCGCCUCCCUGCCGCAGGAAGUGCAGGACGUCUCUCUUCUGGAGAAGAUCACAGAUAAGCUGGCAGCAGAUAAACUCUCGAAGACUGUAGAUGAGGCGUGUCUCCUGCUGGCCGAGUAUAACGGACGUCUGGCGGCCGAGUUAGAAGACCGACGGCAGCUAGCCCGUAUGCUAACGGAAUACAUCCAAAGCCAGAAAGAAGCGCUCAGCGAGAGGGAGAAGAAACUGGAGGAAUUCAAGCAAAAACUCGCUCGGGUCACACAAGUGCGCAAGGAACUUAAAUCCCACAUCCAAAGUCUUCCAGACCUGUCUCUCCUACCUAAUGUGACCGGUGGUCUCGCCCCGCUCCCGUCCGCCGGAGACCUCUUUUCCACUGACUGAACGUCUGUCAAGCGCCGGCCCUCUGAGACUCAAAGUCCCUCUAAGAUCUGAGACUUCAGAAAUAUCUGAACCAAGAGCGGAGCCCGAUUCUGAUGCCACCAGCCGAACGCUCUCUUUUGGUGAUCUUCCUGCAAGAGCGAAACCUCGACGCCAUCGAACUCAUCAGUCAAUUUGAAUGAAAUGUGAUUCAGAGUGUGAAAGUUUUCCUUUGAGUGAAGUUGUUGUGAAAAAGGAAAAGCCUUUGCUUUGUGUUAUGUCAGUAGAUAUUUAGUUUUAUGGCUUCCGUGGAUAACUUUGCGUUUGUGGUUUUGGAAACGACUGAACGUGAGAAUUAAAUUUUAAACAAAG